CUCUCACCCAGCUGUAGAGUAUCUCAGGCUCUUUCACUGUUCUUCAUACCAUAACGACUGUUCCGAUCAAUCACCAUGUCCAAGCGUGCCGCUCCGUCUUCUAUGCCGGACCAAAAACGAACCCGGUUCGCUACUAGUCAUACAACUCAUUCUAUCUCCCCCAGCGGCACCCCGGCUUCCCUGGAGGAAGAUGACGCGUAUCUCAACGAUGAUUUCGAGUCCAACGCCGCUGCUACCCGCCAAAAAGCACGACGGGGAUUAAGAGAUGCUGGUGGUUACGCUUCUGACUCAAGUGGAGAUGAAGAGGGUGUUGUGCCAUCCCGACGGCCGGGGGCCAGAGGCGAUGAUGAAGAUGAUGUUGACAUGUUUGCGGACGAUGUCGAUGAGAGUAAGGGGAAGGACAAGGAAAAGCCCAAGGAGAAGGAGUUUAUGAGCCUGGAAGACAUUGAGGGACAAGAGUUUGACAAGCCUUCACAAGCAAAGGACUAUAGCGAUUCGGAGACUGAAGAGGUGAAGACAGGGCUAGAUGGAGACAUGGGUAUCGAUAUCACGCCCUUCAACAUGAAGGAUGAGCUUGCUGAGGGAAGGUUCACGGCCGGUGGAGAGACAUAUGUCGCCAAUGAGGAAGACCCGAACGAUAAGUACGAUGUUUGGUUAAGCGAUGUUGAUAAAGAAGAAAUCAAGAAAGCACGAAGAGCUCAUCGGGAGCAGCAGAGGCUUGAGGAGGAAAGGCAAGCAAAGGAAGCUGGAGGAGGAGAGGAGAAGGAGAAAAAGGAGAAGGAGUUGCUGCAAGCUGCUCUGAGGCUUAUGGAGAGAGGAGAAACCGUGCUUGAGGCGCUUCAGCGUUUGGGCAAGCAAGUGGAAGAUGAGCGAAAGAAGAGGGAGGCUGGCUCAAAGAAGAAAAGCUGGGCUGAAAGACAAAAAGAAAGAAAAGUUUUGAUGGCAGCCCAGGAGGAACAGACCGAUUCUAUUCACACCUCCAAUCCCUUCACAAAUCUUUCCAACAUUGUAUCAGGCCUUACUACCAUUGGCCAUCUUGACGUCUACUCUCUGUCACGAGAAUCGAUCCAAAGAAUGUUACCCGCCCCCGCGGACGGAGCUCAUAACCCUCCUCGAGCAGCUCCUCCACCUCAGCCGAUAUCGGAUAACAGGCAGUUUCAGUAUAGGUUCUCCAUGGCCUACGUUAAAAACUUGCCGGAGGGUCAGCGCCCUGUUGAACGUGAAGUGUUUGGACCAUUCUCAUUACUACAGCUGAGGGGAUGGCGUUCUACAGGUUUCUUUGGGCCUUCAUCUGAGAACGUCGAGUUGAGGUUGGUGCCGGAUGGCGGUGAGCCUGGACAAUGGGGUUCUUGGACAGAAGUCAUUGGGCAAUGAACAUGAUCAAAUCUAUUUUAUAGCAGUGCAUGUCUAUUUGCAUGCGAUGACAUGUUUAUUGUUCCUUCUUUGACUCGUCUGCAGGGCUAUCUUUUAAAGAGUCGAGGUCAAUGGGUGGAGGCAUGUUAUUCGGUCGGCUUUGUACACGAGUGAGCUCCAAGACGAACCUACGUACAUGUUAUUAGUUUUUAACUGUCGACAUCGUGGAUUGAACGUACCAAGCCAUAGAUCCCCAGAGUAGUAAAGUGACAGCGAGCAAAAGAAGGACGUGCUUGUUCCAUUGAGUCAAGAAAGCAAGAGCGAAAAGGCUAUGACCUUAAGGUAAUGCCAUGUCGAGCAAAGUUCGUACCCAUAACCACAGCAGGAUUCACACCAGGCUAUGUAAAGGGUCAGUACUUCGUCAUAGCGGGCGGAAUUGGUAAUGGUACCUUCCGACAUGGUGAAGGCUUGUGGUUCAGCUUCUAUUGGGAUGUUCUAUGCAAAGAAGAAUUGGUGGAAGGAAAAGAGAUGACGAGCCAAAUAAGAAGUAGUGACGUGUAUGGAGUUGG
Cryptococcus deneoformans JEC21 is the source of this 1922-nucleotide messenger RNA. RefSeq lists its product as hypothetical. Gene Ontology annotation, molecular function: protein binding. The transcript has 5 exons. Lineage: Eukaryota; Fungi; Basidiomycota; Tremellomycetes; Tremellales; Cryptococcaceae. The coding region runs from base 76 to 1374 and encodes 432 amino acids. The record is from RefSeq and is a predicted model, not a curated record. Gene Ontology annotation, cellular component: U5 snRNP.